Molecule: messenger RNA, 4000 nt
Organism: Ornithodoros turicata
Lineage: Eukaryota; Metazoa; Arthropoda; Arachnida; Ixodida; Argasidae
Exons: 8
Coding region: 225-1445 (406 amino acids)
Source: RefSeq, a predicted model, not a curated record
UGCAAAAGUUUGCAAAAUGCUGUGGUUACGGCAGCCUUCAGUUUAUCGGAGUAAUUUAUGAGGAUACUCACAUCGACUAUGCGAAAAUUGUUACUCGUGUGUGUGUGGUUGGUGAUGAUUGAUUUGGGACAAAGAAUGCUCAGAGAGUGCUUCGAACAUUACUGGAUACAGCGUGCGUUCCGUGCCACGGGUUCAUUGACUUUUGCAACAGGUAGACGAGCAGGAUGGCCAAAUCGGGCAGGAGCUACUGCAGAAGCCUCUGUCUCUUCACGCAAGUUCAGGCGACCAAUGGGAAUUCGAAACGUCAUCGGCAGCUAGUUCUGUUGACCCUCUCAAACAGACAUUCCAGCCGUACGAGUGCCUGUAAUCAAAUACAAACAUCGACAGCUAUCUAUCCACACCAGGCAGAAGCUAUCUCGCUCAAAAAGGCAACGGAAGAGGUUGCUGUUCUUCCCAAGUCCAUAUAUAAAGAAAGGUUGGUAACGGUAACUUCAUGUUCAGAGCUCUUCAAAUCUUGGAAAACGACACGGCCCGGUUACAAGUACGUGAACCCCAACGGCGUGAGAGUCACGGUGCCUUAUAUCCACACUGGUUUAGACCGCAACGCCGGUGAGGGACCUACAGUGGUCGCCAUUCAUGGCGCUCCCGGAAAUUACAACGACUUCUCCGCGCUCACGUCAGAACUGGACAGCCUCGGGGCAUCCGUCGUAGUCCCCACGUUGCCAGAUCUUGAUUUCAGUAUGGAAACCCAAAGCUUCUGGCACUCGGUCGAAGAAAAGGCGGACCUGUUGAAGCAAUACCUGACAGCCAUCAACUUGAAGGAAAUUGACAUGUUCGUCACACAUAGCAGUUCAAUGUAUCCGAUCUUGCGACUUGCCGUGCAUGAUCCCGAUAUCCGAGUGAGGUCUUUAGUCUUUAUUGCUCCAGCAGGGUGCCGCAGAAUAGCGCAACUGAGUCCAUUCUGGAUUAUGAAGAACUUCGACGCAUGGUUCCGUGUUCCCUGGUUGCAGCGCUUCAUGUGCGACUUGGCAGUCUACAUUGUUCGCGUCCUUGGGAAGCCUAAUAACAACCAGAUCAAGGGAACUAUUCUCUCCAUGAUUACUAUGAUGCAUGCAAAAUACGACGAGGCAGGACCCAUGGUGCGGGAUUUGAAACGAAGAAAUAUCCCCAUGCUAAUGCUGUUUGGGGAGAAGGACAAGUUGAUAGACUGUGCGGUGAGCAACGAAAUGGCAGCCAUGUUAGGUGUUACAGCCAAACAGAUGUGGAUGUACAAAGGGAAAGAUGACCGGGAAGCAGAAUUGGUUCAGAAGGGGCUACCGCACGGAAACUCAGAAGUGGUCUGCUUCAAACAAGGAACUCAUUUCGCCUUCAAGAAGUUCCCAACUAUUUUCAACCACAUCAUUUCGAGGUUCUUUGAGGAGCAUAUAACCAAAAAGCAAUACUAAGCCAAACGAAAAUACUUCUUCGCAGUGCAGAGCUGUUAUGCAAUAUUUAUAUUCUAAGGAGCUCUACUAAGCCAUUCUAGAGAUGAGGGAGGGGUACAAAAUUUGGUGUUUUUUUUUUUUCGUCGUUUCUGUAAUAUUUGUGCACGUUGCCAGGGCUAAAGACCGUUAAAAUUUCGACUUACCUGCUUUAAUUUGAUUGAUUGAGCUUGAUUUUGAUUGUAUUUGAGUCUGCUUUAAUUUUCGACCUAUACAGUUAUGUCCAUGAGCAAUACCUCUCGAAAACUGGCAUCCAUGGUUUCGUUCGGAUGUGUGUCCGCAUGGUGGCGCCUCUAGCGGCAUCAGUGGUUUACUCAGAAUCCUGGGCACGGGGGGUGGGGGGGGGGGAGUAGUAAAAAGUUGGAGGGGAGGUUACUGCAGUUACGUCAUAACAGCUUAACGUAUCAGUACCGACGUGUCGUCACAGAUGACUUAGCAAGGGCCCCACUGUUGGGGGUGUACAGCCAAGAAAGUUUAUAGGGGAUGUCGCCAAGCACUUCGUUAGGGAGUUGUAGAGGGGCCUGCAUAAGUCGCUGGGCGCCACCAACCGGACAGAGAGGAAUUCGGAAGAGCCAUGGCUCGCAUUUUUCGAACGAUAUUACCCAUGGCAAGAGCCGAAGGUCGGAAAUUAUGCUCGUCCUCGGAACACGGUUAAGUACUUGAGAACAAAUACGCUAAAGACGCAAGGCGGACAGAACUGCCUUGUGUUUCUUGUGUCUUUGUUCUCACGUACGCACCGACAUCGCCGUGAUCAGCUGUUAUCAGUUACUUAACAAAAAAUCUCCAGAAUUUUAACACUAACUUUAAUAAUAAUGUUUUUAUCACGUCUUGCAACAGGAGGCAAAAGGUGCUAGAAAUUGGAUAAUGACUUCAGCCACCAGCCGCAAUGAGCACGGUAACUCGAGAGAAAGUUUACCGAGCCAUUUUACAGAAGUUCGAGGGUGAUUCAAUGAAUAACUUUAAAACUUUAAUGAAAAUUCCAAGCUCUAUAUUCCUGCGAGGGAAGUGCAUUUUUUCGUUUCUUCUAUGUUGUGUUAUAGACACAACAUCAAGCAAAACAAUCAAUUGCUUUAAAGUUAAUCGCCUCUGUACCGUCAAGAAGCAAGUGUGCAAAAAGCAUUAAUAAGCAUGCUCGAAUAAUAUUAUUUCUUCAUUUUCUAUGGCUCACGUACCCACAGUGUAACAUGCCUAUCGCCCCUUGCGACGAAACUGCCCAAUCAUCAUCAUAAAAUAAAGUUGUUGCUGUUGUAACGUGUUUAAUGUGAGAAAAUAACUAGAUCGCGUUCGGCAGCAUGUGUAAGCAUAACUCUAUCUUGCCAGGUAAUUCUACACCUGCGGCACACACACAAGCAAAGUCGGUGGUACGUUUGGAGUGCAAUGACCAUGGCGAUAUCUCGUUGAGUUUCCGAUAUAUUUUCGUGACUCCUGUUCCAAAAGACACGACGCUUUGUUUAUUUGUAUCGAACAACAAAGUUGCAAAACUCUGUUUGAAAUGCGCUAUCAACACGCUCAUACUACUCACGGAACUGAUUGUAUGACGGAAACUAUAGGUUCGCCUGGUUCGUUUCGGAAAUGUGAGCUAAAAAAUAAAAGUUAAAAAUGUGCAGAAUAAAACAAUAUUCGAUAGCGCUUAGCUUAUGAGAGUUAGUGAAACUGAGUAAGACCGUCACAUGAACCUGCCUGAUUAACGAGUAACUAAAAGGAAUAACAAUUUGAAAAUUCUGCUGCUUUGCCGUUAUCUCGUUUCUCUCUCUCUCUCUCUCUCUCUCUCUCUCUCUGUGUUCCACGUCUUCCAUAUUAUGAAAGGUAACGGUACCGGAGAAAGAGUCCGCCACUAUUCAUAUUUGUAGCGGAAAUACUUUUUCAGGUACCAAUUUAAAAUGUAGCGGGAUCUCCACUACUGAAAGCAGUAGCGUAUACGGUAGCGGCGCACUUGAGUAGCGCCGCUAUGUACAACACUGGCUGGAAUACAGGCGCUUCCCAAACGAUGCACACCUGGAUUGAUGAACAGGGAGACUACGUUGAAAAAUGACACAUUGUUUCCCAGAAUUGGUUUCGAUUAUUCUCUGUUGUUUUCAUGACUGUUUUCAUUGUUCGCAAAAAAAAGUUAUUAAUUUGGUUAUUUAUUGAAUCACCUUCGUUUAUCGCUGACAAGAAGAAAACCAGUCACAAACCGACCGUACACUAAAGCCCGAUGACAAACACAUUAUUAGGAGAUUUUACAAAACCAUGUAUAUAAACCAAACCAUGUAUAUAAACCUUAUAAAACCUACGUUGUGCCGAUGACAGCUAAGCUCGAAACGGCCGCCCCCUUUCAGAUCGGCAUUCUAAUGAGUGCCGUGGAGGGAGACAAAGUAAUGUGUGCCUGCUUCUCGUUUUUAUAGCGAAUGCAGUACUGCUUUUGAAGCGUUAAGUGGCCAAGUAUUGCGCUUGUCCCAUCCUAUACAGUUGGCAAUGCAACAACCAUGUGAAUUAAGCCACGUAAAAGCCACUAACUAAUAAAACUAUGGUGAAAUAUA